AUGACUGGUAGAGUGACAGUACACCCGCUACCAGCGGGUGUGCAUCAAAUGCCUCGCUUUGGCUGGUGCUCACAAGCUUUCGUGUUUCCACGAUCACGAAUCCCCGAUUUACUGGACCUAUACCGAUCUAAACGUGUCGGAUACGUGGACAUGAUCACCGAAGAAUAUGCAGAUGCAAAUGAUGAGGUUCGCUGGGCUGUGCAGCCUGCAAUUAUGCAGCAUGUUGGUCGACAAAGUUCUAAGGGUGACAGCACUAGUGUGGCAGGCUCUACGCGGCAUAAUUAUAAGGAAGAGCUUACUGACGUGGAAAAGCUGUGGAACUUUGGAUUUGAGCUGAAUGAUAUAGAGAAGCUUCGAGCUGAGCAUAACAGAGUGAUAGAUGGAUAA
This is a messenger RNA of Penicillium malachiteum, 387 nucleotides long. RefSeq lists its product as uncharacterized. The transcript has a single exon. The record is from RefSeq and is a predicted model, not a curated record. The coding region runs from base 1 to 387 and encodes 128 amino acids. Gene Ontology annotation, molecular function: glycosyltransferase activity. Gene Ontology annotation, biological process: GPI anchor biosynthetic process. Lineage: Eukaryota; Fungi; Ascomycota; Eurotiomycetes; Eurotiales; Aspergillaceae. Gene Ontology annotation, cellular component: Golgi membrane.